Anopheles marshallii is the source of this 7071-nucleotide messenger RNA. It is a transcript of the gene trio, whose product is annotated as kalirin. Gene Ontology annotation, molecular function: guanyl-nucleotide exchange factor activity; protein binding. Bases 1 to 7071 code for a protein of 2356 amino acids. The record is from RefSeq and is a predicted model, not a curated record. Gene Ontology annotation, biological process: intracellular signal transduction; axon guidance. Gene Ontology annotation, cellular component: cytoplasm. Lineage: Eukaryota; Metazoa; Arthropoda; Insecta; Diptera; Culicidae. The transcript is spliced from 14 exons.
AUGGACGGUGUACGGGCGCUGGACAUACUGCCGCUGCUGAACGAACGGUUCGCGCUGCUGUCCGGCGGUCGGGACAAUCGCGGUGGCCCGAUCAUCUGCUUUCCGGCCACGACAAAGCGCGAACGGAUCAAACCGGAAGACAUCAAGCGGGUCGUGAGCUACUUCAUCAACAUACCAAGUGAUGAAAGCAAAAGUCACGGCUUCACCAUCAUCGUGGAUAUGCGGGGCAAUGGCAAUACGGCGGCAAGCGCGAAGAUGAUUCUGAAGGUGCUGCAGGAGAACUUCGGCACCGACGUCAUACACCAGGCGGUCAUCAUCAAGCCGGACAACUUCUGGCACAAGCAGCGCUCGUCGAUCGCCAGCAACAAGUACAAGUUCGAGACGACCACCAUCUCGAUACAGUCGCUCGGCAAGCUGGUCGAACCGUCCCAGCUGACGUCGGACUUUGAGGGUUUCCUGCACUACGAUCACGCGGUAUGGAUCGAUCUGCGCGUCGCGUUCGAAGAUUUUCUGUGGCAGGCGAGCGACAUACUCGACCGGAUCGACGAUCUGCAGGAGGAUCUAACGCACUCCGAGUGUCCGGAGGAUGUGAACGGUGCGAAGCACAGCAUCGAUGCGCACAACGAGAUGAAGCGAAAAAUAUUGAAGCUCCCGAUCGAGGACCUGGACCUGCAGGGGCAGAAGCUGCUCGGCAAGCUGACGACCUACUCCAACCGGAACGAUGACGGAUGCCAUUCGGCACCGUUGCCCACCAACUGUAUCAAUCCGGAUGUGACAUCUGCGAUGAAUCAGGUACUACAACAGCUGGAAACGACGCGAAAUGCCCAACAGCAGCUGCUGAACUUGUGGCAGCAUCGCAAAACGAAGCUCGACCAGUGCUUCCAGCUCCGGCUGUUCGAGCAGGACUGUGAGAAAAUGUUCGAUUGGAUCCUGCACAACCGGGACGUGUUUCAGGAGACGUACGUCGAGAUCGGGCACAACUACGCGAUAGCCAAAAAUCUGCAGGAGGAGCACCAGCGCUUUGCCAUAACGUCCCGCAACGUGUGUGUUAACAUUAACCGAAUACUAGCGGUUGCCGCCCGGCUGUACGAGGGCAAUCACUACGCCGCCGCACAUAUACGCACGCUGGCGGCACGGUUGGACAAGACGUGGAAAGAUUUCGUGACCACGCUGGACGAACGGACGGCUGUGUUGACGCUAUCCGUUGUGUUCCACCACAAGGCGGAACAGUACACGGAGAGCGUCAGUAGUUGGGCGGCAGCCUGUGAGGCAACGAUCCCGACACCGACCAACGUGGAAAGUCUGGAAACGGCGAUCGGUACCCACCAGUCGCUGUACGAAGCCAUGUGCCAGGCGUACACGGAGGUGCACUCGACGAGCAAGAAGCUGCUGUACCAGCUUGACCAUCUGGUGCAGGUUUGCAAUCAGCCACCGAUAGUAAACACCAGGAAAAAUGACAACUCGCAUUUUAACGGUGGCAAUCCGGCGGCGGAUUAUAGCGAAGGUGCGUCGCACGUACUCGCAGUGAUACAUCAAAUUCUCGGACAUCACCGUGCGCUCGAAAGCAAGUGGCAUGCGGGUAAACUACGGCUACAUCAGAAGCUGGCAUUGCGAUUAUUCCAGGAGGACGUAAAGCAGGUGCUGGACUGGUUGCAGAACCACGGUGAUGUGUUUUUGCGAAAGAAUAGGGGCAUCGGCAAGAGCCUGCAGAAAGCGCGCAUUUACCAGACGAGCCACGAGCACUUUGAAAAUGUCGCCCAAAACACCUACCGAAACGCGGAGAAGCUGCUGGCGGCAGCGGAAGAGCUCGCUCGUUCGGGCGAAGUGUCACCUCAGGAAAUAUUUUCCGUCGCACAGGAGCUCGAAACAAACGUGGCUUCGUUUGCGGAACGGGUGGAGAAGCGACGAAGGCGACUCGACCUCGCGGUGGUGUUCUACUCGAACGAGAAGGAAAUUUCCGCCUGGCAGGAACAGUUGCACGCGGAAGUGACGAAUGAGGAAUCGCUUGAGCUUGCGAAUGAACAUUUGGAGGGCACGGAGCGUAUGCUGGAGCAAUGCAAAGAGCAGGAAGAAAACACGCUCAAAACGUGCAUGCAAGCGAUCGCACAAGGCGAAGCACUGCUGCAGGAGCUGCGUGCGAUCGAGGAAGAAGAUAGCUCAGGUUCGCUAACGGCCGUGCAGAAUGCGCUUGAUCGUAUCCAAAAGAAUCGUUUAGAUCUCGAAGGCCUCUGGCAGACGCGUCGUAUGAAGAUCGAUUUGUACUUGCGGUUGCGUAUCUUCGAGCGAGAUGCGCUAGAAGUAUCGUCCCAGCUUGAGAUGUGGUCGGAAGAGUUACAGCAUACUGAAGUGUCGCGUGAUUUCCAGAAGACGGAACAGUUCCUUCGGUUGCACAAUGAAUCGGUCAAUCAGAUGCAAACGACGACCUAUCAGGUGAUCAACCAGGGACACGAACUGAUGCAGCUGUUCGAAUCAUCCGGCCUGCUGAUCAUGGCAGACGCCAACCACACGGCCCAGACACGGGUGCAGUGUUUGUUGGAAUUUUUGCACGAUCGCGAACUCGAUCUGGAAGAUAUGGCAGAGGCGAAACGCAUCAAGUUAGAGCAAUCGAUGCAGCUGUGCCACUUUCAGAACGAUGCCAACCAAGUGAUCUCGUGGAUCCGCAAUGGAGAAGCAAUGCUUAUGGCGAACUUUUCUAUUCCGAACAACUUCCAGGAGGCGGAACAGCUAAGGAAAGAGCAUGAUCAGUUCCAGGUUGCGAUCGAGCGUACGCACACGUCUGCUGUACAGGUGAAGUACCGUGCCGAUGCGCUUAUGAACGCUAACCACUACGAUCCGCAGAGCAUCAAAGACAUUGCGGAAGAUGUGACGAAGAAAUGGCAGAAGCUGGUGACGUGUGCCGAGGAACGUCACAAGCUGGUGACGGCUUCGCAGAACUUUUUCAAAACAGCCGAACAGGUGUGCAGCGUACUCGACAGUCUGGAGAAAGAAUAUCGCCGAGAGGAGGAUUGGUGUGGUGGUGGUGGUUCGACUGAUAAGGGCCAACAGAUUGUGCAGCUGAUCUCGAAACAUCAGGAACAGAAGGAAGCGUUCCUGAAGGCAUGUACGCUGGCGCGUCGAACUGCGGAAACGUUCCUGAAGUAUGCGAAUCGUUCGCUGCAGUUCUAUCACGUCAACUCCACGACCGUGAAUAGUGAGUCGCGAGUGAAAUCGAUUCUGGAGAAGCUGCUGGCACAGGAAACGCAAGUGCUCGAGUAUUGGACACAGCGUAAGAAGCGGCUCGACCAGUGUCAGCAGUUUGUGCUUUUCGAACGAUCGGCCAAACAGGCAAUCGAGUGGAUACACGACACGGGUGAGGCGUACCUGUCGUCGCGCAAAAAUAAACUUUGUUCGAGUCGUGAGGAAUCGGAGUUGCUGCUGCGCGAACACAACGAGUUCAAGAGCACGGCAAAAGAAACGCGUGAGCGGGUGAAGUUGCUAAUUCAGUUGGCAGACACGCUCGUGGAGAAGGGCCAUGCACACGCCAGCUCGAUCAAACAAUGGGUUGCAACGGUCGAUUAUCGUUACAAGGACUUUAGCCAGCGGAUGGAGCUCUACCGAUCGAAUCUAGAAAAAUCUCUAGGCCUACCUGGUAUCAUACAGCAACAGGAUGACAAUAACCUUAGCAGUAGCAAUAGCAGUAAUAAUAGUAGUAACAGUAGUCUUAACGCGAGCAAAUCCAUUUCCUCGGUUAACUCCAGCUCAGGCAUCUCAUCAGCCGGAUCUUAUUCGAGCGUGAUUGCAGUGGGAGCGUCGCCCGUGCCUGGGUCCGGUAUGGGCGGAGACGGUAGCAGUGGCCCGUGCUCGACAAGCUCCACUGGAACGUCUGGGUCCGGUUCAGGUGGCUCGGUAUUAGAGUAUCGACAUUCGGAUCCAUCGUUGGAAACUAAGCUGAAUGCCGCGGCAGCUGGCCCAGGAGCGGUGGGAGCGGUGCAGAAAGAAAUAAACGAAGAGAAGCGCAAAUCGGCACGUAAGAAAGAAUUCAUCAUGGCGGAACUGUUGCAAACCGAACGAACCUACGUGAAGGAUCUGGAAACGUGCAUCAACGUGUUUCUGCGCGAACUAAAGAGUGGCCAGCAGGUGCCUACCAACUUGCUCGGCAAGGAGCACAUCCUGUUCGCGAACAUUGAGGAUAUCUUUCAGUUUCAUGAAAAAAUCUUCCUGCGCGAGCUGGAAAAGUAUGAAACAAUGCCGGAGGACGUCGGGCAUUGCUUUGUGACGUGGGCCACAAAGUUCGACAUGUACGUGCACUACUGUCAGAACAAACCACAGUCGAUGGAUUACAUGGUGCAGCACGGUGGUACGUACUUUGAGGAGGUGCAGCGGAAACACAAGCUCGAACAUUCGCUACCGGCGUACCUGAUCAAGCCGGUGCAACGCAUCACCAAGUACCAGCUGUUGCUCAAGGACUUGCAGUCCUGCUGUGACGAGGGGCAGGGUGAAAUCAAAGAUGGGUUGGAGGUGAUGUUGAACGUGCCGAAGAAGGCGAACGAUGUAAUGCACCUGUCGCUGCUAGAGCAGUGCGACAUGCCGAUCCAGAAUUUGGGCGAUGUGGUGCUGCAGGACUCGUUCCUCGUGUGGGACACCAAGCAAAUAUUGAUAAAGAAGGGGCGCGAGCGACACGUGUUUCUGUUCGAACUGUACAUUCUCUUCUCGAAGGAGGUCAAAGACACCAAUGGUACUGUGAAGUACAUCUAUAAAAACAAAUUGCUAACAUCUGAUUUCGGCGUAACGGAGCACAUCGAAGGGGAUGAGUGUAAGUUUGCCAUCUGGACCGGGCGCGCUCCAAUCCUGUCCGACUAUCGCAUCGUGCUGAAGGCAAACAGUCUCGAAACGAAGCAGCUGUGGGUGAAGCGAAUGCGCGAAGUCAUGCAGGAGACGUACUUCUCUGGCACGUCGUUCUCGCUGCUAAAAUCACCAGCCAAGGUCAGCGGCAAGAACUUGGGCCAACGGCUAUCGAAGGACAUAGAUGAUACGCUGAACGAUAACGAUCAGGACGGAAGCUCCCUGGCAAGCUUCGGUUCCGGCAACACGACCGACAGUGAGAAGGGCGGACUAGCGGAGAUGACAUGGGUCAUAGCGGACCAUACGGCAACACCGGGCUCGUCCGAGCUGAGCGUCAGCAAAGGUCAGCAGGUCGAAAUUGUCGACAUGCACUGUUCGGGCGCACCCGAUUUCUGCCUGGUGCGUCUGUCGAUCAAUGCGUCCGACAGCCAGGAGGGACUGGUACCGGUGACCGUCCUCAAACCGUUGCCAUCCUCCCAUAGCAAAUUGAACAAUAAACAGCGCGACACGGACACCCUGGGUGAAGUGCCGCAGGAAAAUGAUUGUAUACUACCGAACCAGCAUACGUCGCCCGUCAACAAACGGAAAGGCUUCAGCGGGAAAAAAUGGCUACCGACGCAGUUCCGCAAACUCUCACACGGCAAAUCGGAUAAGCUGCCUCCGGUGGAGAAGUCUCUCAUCAGCAAGAAGGGCUCCGAUAAGAAGGUUAAGCCUAAUCAGCAGGAAAAACCACCGGAAGAGCAGGAAUCGUCGACGGUCGCGUCGGUGCAACUGGAGGCGGAAGAUGAGGAAGCCACAGCGAUUGAACUUCCGCCGCCGAUGAAACCGAUUCAGGAUACCGCAUCCGCCUUAAGCGGUGCUACCGCUGCGCCCUCAUCAUCCGAGGAUGCGACCGGUACCGCAAACAAGAUCACGAAGGCACUAUCGCUGAAAUCCCUGGAGGAACCGUCCAGCGCUCAGCCACCGGCGGACCUGGCCGAGAUCGAGCAGUUCGUGAAGCAGAAGGUGGAGAGUUUGAAGUAUCUGGAAAAUGACGGUACCAACAGCAGCAGCUCGGCGAUGGCGAUGGGGCUCGUCGGUGGUGAUGGAAGCAGCAGCUCGUCGACGACGAUGGCACUGAACGGUGGGCAUACGAUCGCGAAACCUGCCAUUUCGCCACAGUUCUCCGAGAAUGAAGCGGCGGAUGAGAAUCUAACCGAAGAGCAGGGUAUCGAAGAUAUACUGCGCAAGCGGAACUAUGCACUACGGGAACUUAUCACCACCGAAGAAGCGUACGUGAAUGAUCUUCACCAGAUCGUUAAUGGGUACAUCGCGGAAAUUCGAAACCCCUCCAGCACGGUACCGAUCCCGGAGGAUCUUAAGGGUGGCAAGGAGCGGAUGGUAUUUGGAAACGUUGAAGCAAUAUACGAGUGGCACAGAGAUCAUUUCCUCAAAUCAUUGCAAAAGUGUCUACAGAACCCGUACGAACUCGGUCCACUGAUUAAACGUAGCGAGCGAAAGCUGCACAUGUACGUCGUCUACUGUCAAAACAAACCUGUCUCGGAGCACAUUGUGCAGGAGCAUAUGAGUUACUUCGAUGAAUUACGCUUAAAAUUAAAGUAUAAACUAUGUUUAGGAGAUAUGCUCAUCAAACCAGUCCAAAGAAUAAUGAAGUACGAGUUACUGUUGAAAGAUAUCCUGAAGCAUACUCUGCGGGCCGGUCUCACUGAGGAGGUUCCAGGAUUGAAGGAAGCGAUGCAUAUAAUGCAAGUAGUUCCUAAGGCUGCCAACGAUAUGAUGGACGUUGGUCGGUUACAAAAGUUUGAGGGUAAAAUAACGACACAGGGCAAACUGUUGCUGCAUGGUCCGCUAUACUGUGUCGAGGGUGCCUCGAGUAGUGAUAAGAACUCGUACAACUCCCAGAAACCGAAGGAACUGCACGUGUUUCUGUUCGAGCAGAACAUCAUUUUUGCUGAAAUUGUCGGCAAGAAAACGCAAUUCACCAGUCCAAACUAUAUCUACAAGGCGCACAUACAGGUGAACAAGAUGACACUACAGGAUCUUUCCGAUCAGACAAAUGGCAACCGGUUCUCGCUUUGCUCAAUCGACCCACAACGUUCCAGUCUUAGCUAUAUCUGCACCGCACCGACACCGGAGCUACACAACGAGUGGCUCAACACGAUACACGAGAUACUGAAAACGCAGAACGAUUUCCUAAAGGCGCUCGUAAGCCCGAUCGCUUAUCAAAAGGAACUGACGAAGGAUUCUUAA